GGACGAUCAACAUCACCAAGACCGCUGAGUAAUCGUCCAGUUUCUCGUUCACGCUCUCGCAAUUCAGGCUGGGGAUCACGAUCACCUUCUCGUUCUCGGUCAGUUAGCAAGUCAGAUGAGAGGAUGCGCUCAAUAUCGAGGUCACUGAGCAGAAGUCGUAGUAGGAGCAGAUCGGUUGAUAGCUCUCGCGGUCUGAAAUGCGUCGUUGUUCGUGGAUUAACGAAGAAUGUAGCAGUUGAGCAUCUGGAGGAAAUAUUUGAUGCUUACGGCAAAAUAGUUCAUGUUGAGUUAGUCAAAGCUAGAAAAAUUAAUACAACGAUGGGAUACGCUUUUAUUUUCUACGAACAUGUUGAAGACGCAGAGGACGCCUGCGAUUUCAUGCAUAAGGGUAUAAUAGAUGAAGUUAAAGUUACGGUCGAUAUGUCAAAAAUGACAAUGCAAAAGCUCAAAGAUAGACAGCGCUCACCACCGAGGAGAGGCGGAUAUAGACAGCCACCACCAAGGAGAGGACGUGAAUCACCACCGAAGAGAGGUGGAUAUGAUGAUUACUACGACGAUCGUAGAAGAUCCUACUCACCGCCAUACAGACGCCGUUCUCCGAGCUACCAAGGAAGAUACGAAAAUUCCUAUGAUAAGUCACGCUACUAAAAGUGCUAGAAGUGUUACAAAUACUAAAAUGCUAUCUAAUGUAAAUUAAAUGUCAUACCAAACUGAGCGAUUCGUUU
Wallemia mellicola CBS 633.66 is the source of this 725-nucleotide messenger RNA. RefSeq names its product RNA-binding domain-containing protein. The record is from RefSeq and is a predicted model, not a curated record. Gene Ontology annotation, cellular component: ASAP complex; nucleoplasm; cytoplasm. NCBI's taxonomy places the organism in Eukaryota, Fungi, Basidiomycota, Wallemiomycetes, Wallemiales, Wallemiaceae. The transcript is spliced from 2 exons. Gene Ontology annotation, biological process: mRNA splicing, via spliceosome. Bases 124 to 648 code for a protein of 174 amino acids. Gene Ontology annotation, molecular function: RNA binding.